AACAGGUUUAAUAAAGAGACAGGCUGCCAGAAAUUUGCUCCAAAUUUGUUGAUACAUUUUUUAUAAUAAUUGAAAUGAGCAAGGAAUUUAGUUUGGCCACCAUUAAGGAGCACAACAAGCCCGACGAUCUCUGGCUGGUUAUCGACAACAAAGUCUAUGAUGUGACCAAAUUUCUAAACGAACAUCCUGGCGGUGAGGAGUCUCUAAUGUCAGUUGCUGGCGUCGAUGGCACCAAGGAUUUCAAUGAGGUCGGACAUAGUGCGGAGGCGCGGGAGCUAUUGAAGAAAUUCUACAUUGGCGAUCUGGCAGCCAGUGAUAUUAAAAGGAAGUCGCCUGUUGGUUGCAGAGAAAUUGGAGUCGCUGUGGGCGCCAUUUUACUGGGCAUGGCCCUCGUCUAUGUGAUCAAGCGUGGAAUGGCCAAGAACUGAACUCAGGAUUCAAAUCCCACUCGAUUGUGUGCUUCACCUCAUUCCGAUUGCGAUUUCGAUUAAAGUCACUGUGCAAGCUGAUUAACAGCUGCAACUACAACAAAAAAGAAAAAAUAGUCUAAUGUUCUUUGAUAUUACAUUCGUAAAGUUCGUUGAUAUUUUAUACCUGUGAAAACUGUAAAACGUCAAAUAAAUCAAUAAUUAAAUAUGUUGUAAUCGAUAACUA
Molecule: messenger RNA, 654 nt
Organism: Drosophila innubila
Lineage: Eukaryota; Metazoa; Arthropoda; Insecta; Diptera; Drosophilidae
Product: cytochrome b5
Exons: 4
Coding region: 75-428 (117 amino acids)
Cellular component (GO): membrane; intracellular membrane-bounded organelle
Molecular function (GO): heme binding
Source: RefSeq, a predicted model, not a curated record